Molecule: messenger RNA, 855 nt
Organism: Gordionus sp. m RMFG-2023
Lineage: Eukaryota; Metazoa; Nematomorpha; Gordioida; Chordodea; Parachordodidae
Product: cytosolic Fe-S cluster assembly factor NUBP2 homolog
Exons: 7
Coding region: 48-827 (259 amino acids)
Biological process (GO): iron-sulfur cluster assembly
Cellular component (GO): cytosol
Molecular function (GO): ATP-dependent FeS chaperone activity; ATP binding; 4 iron, 4 sulfur cluster binding
Source: RefSeq, a predicted model, not a curated record
ACUCCUGGUGGGUUAUGUGGUAAUGAAUAAAUGAAUGAAUUCUCCAUAUGGAAAAAAUUAAGCAUGUUAUUUUAGUUUUAUCAGGGAAGGGAGGUGUUGGUAAAAGCACCGUUGCUUUGCAAUUAGCCCUCACUUUAAAUAAAAAUCAAUACAAGGUAGGAAUACUAGAUAUUGAUUUAUGUGGACCCAGCAUACCAAGGAUGAUGAACCUAAGUGACAAAACUAUAUAUCAAUGUUCACAGGGAUGGGUACCUGUGUAUGUAGAUGAUCAAAAAACAUUAUGUGUAAUGUCAAUGGCUUUUCUACUUCCAAGUGAUAAAGACCCUGUUAUAUGGAGGGGUCCUAAAAAGAAUGCUAUGAUCAAACAAUUUAUCAACAAUGUUUAUUGGGAAGAAUUAGAUUAUUUAAUAAUUGAUACACCACCUGGUACCUCGGAUGAACAUAUAUCUGUGAUUGAAAAUAUUGCACCCUAUAAUCCGGAAGGUGCCAUUCUUAUAACAACACCUCAACUUAUAUCUGUGAACGAUGUAAGAAGGGAAAUCACAUUUUGUAGAAAAUUAAAAAUUCCAAUUCUAGGUCUCUUUGAAAAUAUGUCUGGAUAUAUUUGUCCCCAUUGUAAAGAAUGCUCAGAUAUAUUUUCACAAGGUGGAGGGCAGAAAUUAGCUGAAUAUGCAAAUAUACCGUUUUUAGGAUCGAUUCCCUUAGACCCCAAUAUAGCUUUAUGCUCUGAAAGUGGCGAAAAUUUUAUUGAAAAAUUUAGGGAAUCUUCAUCUUUAAAUUGUAUAUUUGAAUUUAUAUCAAAAUUAAAUAAAUCUGAAUUAAAUUAAAAAAAUGUAAUUAUAUAUUAUUUAUAUA